UGUUGGUUCAGAAAGUGGACAGUUACAAGCAGCAAAACAACCAAACAAACAAAAACAGUAGAAUAGAAUAAGAUAAAAUAGAUUAGCAUACUAUAAAAAUAGAAUAAAUUACUAUCUUGCAUCAGAAAAAUUACACUUAGUCAUAUUGCACAUAAGGGAGACUAGGCGAGGCUAUCAUGGUGUAUUAGAUGUGUGUGUGCGUGUAUGCGUGUGUGGUCAUCUGGAUAGUCUUUGUUGUGAAGUCUGACAGCAGUUGGAAGGAAAGAACUGCGGAAUUUCUCCGUCCCACAUACUUAGUACUCUGCCUCAAGUGACAGCAAACACUCUCUGCAGGCAGAUGGGCAGAACUCGCCACCUCUGCUCAUCAAAUAAACAGUUGUGAUUGGUUCUCCCGAUCAGGGCAGUUUAGUCAGACAGAGGCGGAGUAUUUCAGCAGUGACUUCGUCGUUGACAGCCGGUGACAAACUGACACCUGAAUACACCUGCCCUUAAAAAGAAAAAAAAAAUCCUGUAUGAGAUCCGGGGCUGUUAAAAAAAAAACAAAAAAAACAACAACAUCAUCCGGGGCACAAGUUCCUGACGUGCACUCUGGUCGUCACGUCGCUAUUAGUUGCUUCCAGUGUGGACUUUACCUUGAGGAGCUCACGUGUUAUUAAGGCGGUGCAGAGGUGAAGCUGGCAAAACAAACUGGAUUUCUCGUGAGUCAGCAACCUUGAGCUUCAGACCUUCCUUUACUGAUGAAGGGGGAGGAGAAAACGUCGUUCCAUAAUUCAUUGCGGCGGGCCGUGCGACAACUCAUAAAACUGAACUCUGAACAUCAAACUGCUGGAAUAAAAACUACAUAUUGUUGAGCUGCUGCCGCAUGAAGAACGCAGAACUGUGUGUAAGCAGUCACGUGAAGCAGCUUUGAACCAUCUUUACGCAGCCUGCACCUGGGAUCUUGCCUGGUGUGAUAGACCCCAGCCUCUAUGGAUCUGUAAUUGGAGCUUAUUCAUGUACUGCCAUGACAAAUACCCUCAGUGCUGUCUUUCUGUCCAGCUUUGUCCAGCCACUGCUACCUGAGAUAUUCACAAGCACGCAGUUUGUGGUAGCCAAUCCUCAUCAUCAUGGACAGUGGUUCUGACGCUCACCAGUCUUCGGCCUCCUUCCUUCCAUGUAGCGUACACUCUCAGGGUGCUGGACUCGAUGCAUGAUGGAAACAUGGCUAGUACAUCACAGUCUGCCAAAGAUUAUGUCAAGAAUGCCAGACUCCACCUCGUGAGAGAAUUAAGGAAUCUCUCUGUGAUUCUGGAGAACUUGUAUCAGCAAGGAGUUCUGUGUGAUGAAGAAGUGAGCAAAAUACAGGCAGAGAGGGACGGCUAUGAUAAAACCAGAAAAAUACUGGACUCAGUCACAAAAAAAGGAGAAGCAGCCUGCUAUGUGUUACUGAAGAUUAUUGAUAUGACAAGGAAAAGGACUUUAGAGAGACCCCCUCUUCUUCCUGAGAAGAGCAGUGAAGCUCCUACUGAGUCCAAGAAGUUUGACCUACACCACUGGAUCAGCUGCUUUUCUUUCAAGGACACACACGUGGAUGUAAACUACUUACAAGGACCAAGGCCGUGCCACAGAUAUCAGGAAAAGUUAAAGUCGAAAGUAAAAAAGAUAUCAAAUGAGUUUUGGCUGACAAGUAAAACUCUGUUUGGAGGAAACAAGAAGCCUGAUCUGUCAUACACCUCACUUGUAUUAGACACAGAGGAGAGUGUUUCCCCAUGUAAAAUAAAGAAAUUGAAGAAAAAGAAAAGCAAUAUGAGUCGCCCUAAAAAGCUGAGGAAAUACAUCCCUGAGGAGAAACCAGACAUUUCCCCGACUGAGCUGCUGGAAACGGAUAAAAACAUACUCUUGGUUGGAAAGCCUGGAAUUGGAAAGACAACAUUGACUCAUGAAAUGUUGAGACUCUGGGCAGAAAGAGAAAGCAAAGAGCUUGAUUACAUGUUUUACUUUGACAUGAGGGAAACAUCCCACAUCAGGAAUGCCAAAAGCUUGGAGGAACUUCUUUUUGGUGUGUUUUGUGAACCAGAUGAAGGCAAAGAUGAGGUCUUACAAGACAUACUGAGACACUCUGAUAACGUCACAAUCAUUUUUGAUGGACUCACUGAUCUCUGCUCAUCAGUGGUGGAGAAACUUCUUAAGAAAGACCUACUGCCUCUUGCAAAGAUCAUCAUAACAUGCAGAGCAGAUGAUGAGGAUGAAGACUUGUUUUCUGGGAACUUUGACAGAGUGGAGGUGAAAGGCUUUAGUGAGCAGACUAUAAAAACAUACUUAUCUGCAACACUUGGUGAAGAUCAGACGAAGGUUUUGAGUAACUUGGAACUGAUAACUCUUUGUCAUGUCCCCAUGUAUGCACUGAUGGUGGCUGCUUGCUUUUCAUCAAAAGAUGCUCCACAGCCAUGUACAAUAACUGAGAUAUACAUCAAUAUUGUUCGUUUUUUCCUUCAGAUAAACAGCAAAACAAAGAAGAAAGAUCUAAAUUCCUUCAUCAAAACCAAGAGAGAAGAAAUUCUGUCUUUGGCUGAAGUUGCUUUUCUUUCAGCUGAAAGAAAAACCGUGAACCUGACAGACCUGCCCUGUGAAGAUAGCUGUGUCCUCUCCUUCCUGAAACCACUUCUCAUUAAGGAGGCUGUGACUGAAACGAUAACCACAUAUGCAUUUCUCCAUUACACAGUGCAGGAGUUUUUUGCAGCACUGUGGCUCCUGAAGAAUCCUGAUAAAAUCAGAGAUGUUUAUCAGCAGUGCCUCACAGAGGAGAAGAAACACAUGAAACAUCUGAUCCCCUUCAUGUGUCGACUGUUGAAUGAGAAGAGCCCAAGUUUGAUGAAGCAUCUGAUUCCAGAUAAAGACCUGAAGAAUACAUCUAACUGGUUCUUCAAGGAGCUGAUUAACACAUUUCUUCCUCAUCUGUGUGAGCAAGAAGAGGCUGAUACUGAGGACAUACUGUUCUUAUGCCAGUGCUUGUAUGAGUCCCAGAGUCCUGAAGCAUGCAUCUACCUUCUGGACAAACUGGACUACCAUCUUGACCUCAGUGGAGAGAGUCUGGAUCCUUACCCUUGCUGUGCUGUGGCCUAUGUGGUCACUCAGUCAAAGGAAAGAAAAAUAUUGAUGAACCUCGAGGACGUGAUUAUAUCAGAACAAGGAAUGAGACAGCUGUUCGGAUGCCUUGAAAAUGUUGAGUGGUGUGACCCUCUCCCUCGACAAAUGUGGGAGAUUUUCCUUGUCAGUGAAGAGCAGAUGGACUUUGUAAGCCUACUCAGUCUUGAUGGAAAUCAGUUACACCUUCCAGUUGAUGGUGAAAAACAUCUGUUUGAAAGAGCUGUGGAAAUCAUCCAAAGGAUGCCUACCAAGGUUAAUGUCUGCCUGUACUGGGACAGAGAAACCUCUGCCUGUCAGAGUCUGUGUGAGUCUCUGUUAGAGGCUUUGCUGUUCAUCAGCUCACUUAGCUUCAGAGGUCCAGAGUCAUGGAGCCAGGAGAAAUACCAUGGGACACUGGAGAGGGAGCAGAAGAGGCUGUUCAUGGAUUUAUGCCUGAAAGCAGCACUUCAUGAUGGACCAAAUUUCUACAAUCUCCUGCAGUCUGGUCCAUAAACCUCUCAGAGAGAAAGACCUCCAUCCUCCUGGAAGUG
Oreochromis aureus is the source of this 3656-nucleotide messenger RNA. RefSeq names its product nucleotide-binding oligomerization domain-containing protein 1-like. The record is from RefSeq and is a predicted model, not a curated record. The coding region runs from base 1186 to 3618 and encodes 810 amino acids. Gene Ontology annotation, biological process: regulation of apoptotic process. NCBI's taxonomy places the organism in Eukaryota, Metazoa, Chordata, Actinopteri, Cichliformes, Cichlidae. Gene Ontology annotation, molecular function: ATP hydrolysis activity. The transcript is spliced from 10 exons.